AUGGUUCAAUACAAAAAUCUCAUACUUUUCCUUACCGUAGGCAUGUCGGCCGCUUUCGAGAAUUCAUUACCCCUUGCCCUUCGGCAAAUUCGACCAACGCCUCAUCCCAAUGAAAACUACCUCUACCAGAUGUGUUAUCCCAAUUUAGCGAAUAUCAGUCUUCUCAUAGGUUCAAACGGCGCUGAAAAACGAUUACAAAUCAUGGCCAAUUCUCCUUUCCCUUGCGAGCGCAGUAACUAUAUCAUCUACGCCUGUCUCGCCAAUGGUACAUCACCUAUUGAUUUUCUCGCCGAGCAAGAAUGUAUCUGUCCAUCCUCAUUGUGGGAACUCGAAACAGCUUGUACGGAUUGUUAUCUCGCGCAUGGAUAUCAGAAUAUCACAAGAGAGGAAAGUGAUGCGAGUAUUUCAAGUUUGAGUCAGGCGGAAUGUACGGCCACACCUGUGCAACCGUUUACGAACUUUUUCUCGAGCGUCGAUGCGUCGCAAGCGUUGACGACGCCGGAUGUGGUACUGGGAUCGGAUAGAUUUCCAAACCAGACGGCGGUUAGCAAUUACUAUACUGGCAAUACUGCUUGGACGAUAGGAAGUAUUACCGGAAGUGCAACGGCUCGAUUAACGAGCUACACGGCAACAGAGUCUAGUAGAUUUACUCCCACGAGUACUGGAGCUCCUUAUUCGACGGGUAUGAGUGGGAGUGCAAGUGAGAGUGCGCAGACUAGUACUAGUGGAGCGGGAGGAUUGAAGAGUAAGAUGAGUAGUCCGGGUGGUGUUUUUGGGUUAGGCGCGUUGCUCAUGCAGUGUAUGGCGGUGAUUUUUACUGCUUGGAUCGCUUCGUGUUAAAUGGAGUGUAUGGAGUGUAUAGAGUGUUUUAGGAGGCGAGUCGGGAAGCAUGGGGUAAUUAGCUAGUUCUAGAGCUGCUUAAAAAUUAUCAGAGUUACAGUGUACGAAAGUAUGGAUGGGCAGGGUGGGAUGGGGGGUUACGGUAGAUGUAUUUUAUGAUUAGCUGGGUUAGA
Botrytis sinoallii is the source of this 1013-nucleotide messenger RNA. RefSeq lists its product as uncharacterized. The transcript is spliced from 2 exons. Bases 1 to 840 code for a protein of 279 amino acids. Lineage: Eukaryota; Fungi; Ascomycota; Leotiomycetes; Helotiales; Sclerotiniaceae. The record is from RefSeq and is a predicted model, not a curated record.